Ogataea angusta is the source of this 1305-nucleotide messenger RNA. RefSeq lists its product as uncharacterized. The record is from RefSeq and is a predicted model, not a curated record. The transcript has a single exon. NCBI's taxonomy places the organism in Eukaryota, Fungi, Ascomycota, Pichiomycetes, Pichiales, Pichiaceae. Gene Ontology annotation, biological process: charged-tRNA amino acid modification. Gene Ontology annotation, cellular component: cytoplasm. The coding region runs from base 1 to 1305 and encodes 434 amino acids. Gene Ontology annotation, molecular function: tRNA adenosine(64)-2'-O-ribosylphosphate transferase activity.
AUGAAUUUAGAUAUCAAUAGAGAAUUGAACCUGAUAAACAAGGAACUGCGAAAAGAGUAUCGUUCCACCAGAAACCGCAUCCAGUCCAUUCUAUAUGACUCGCAGUUUGUAAUAAAGGUUGCAAACGUGUAUCGUUUCCCAGUGGUAGCGAACGAAAGAUGUGGAUCAUGGUACGUCCCUCCAGAGAAGCUAGUCGAGACGUGCUACUUCAAGUCGACAGACGGUCAUAUCAAUAACUGGGAUUUUAGCACACGACGAUUGAAUUUUCACAUCCUACCAUUGAUAGCACAACAUAAAGGUGUACUGAUUAUAGAUUCUACCAGACGGGGCAAGAAAAUCCCAGACUCUUUGAGCAAAACAAUCCCUAUUUGGUGUGCCGUAUUGAACGCAAUAAGAGACGGAUCUAGUAACGCAGAGCUUUCUACACCUCUCAAAUCUAUUGCACGCUCGGAACAUUUGCGUAUAUGCGAGAAGCUGCCACUGCUAGUUGAAAAAGCACGACGAUUGGACAUCAUCAGCCAACAGCAGCUUAAGAGGCUUUUCGACAAGCCUUUGAAACCUGUCUGGAUUACUCCUCGCUCCAAGCUUCCUUUGGAAUCGCAGAGUUCCGACCAACUACCUUACAUUCCCAUUUACCUAGUGACAGCCAGUUUUCAGUGCCAGGAUGGUACUCUAUCCAUGGACACUUUCCUGUAUGUUCAGGGCGCCGCAGACGACCAUGAACUCUGGUCGAACGGAUUGACACCAAAGCUUCUGUGGAGUCAUUUGGACUAUUUCAGUGAUAGAGAGCGAACCGACGAGGAGCUCAAGGAGUUUAUCCUGUCCAUCAGAUCGAAACAAGCCAGUUCGUCGCAAGUAUUCUCAAACCUUCUCGAAGUAAGACCCAGACUGUUCAAAGCAAAGCUCACAACACAGUGCAUUCAGUCGUUGCCGGAUUACGAUCUCGUUGUGGUGUUGGACGAAAAGGUGAAAAUUGUGUCACGUGAGAAGAACGAAAAGCCAAUACUUUUACAUUUACCCCUGACUUCUGGCUCAAAGAAAUCAGGAAAAGAGCUACGAAACAAGUUACCGGCCGUUAUGAAGGUAAUAGUGCCUGCCUACAUCGCAAAGAAGAGUAUACUGGUUCUAUGCGGAACCGGAUGCGAUCUUUCUGUCGGUGUGAUUUUGUGCCUGCUAUCCGCUGAGACUCAACAUAUUGACAAGUCUGUGAUCAGAAAGCACCUCAUAGAGCUCAUUGCCUUAGACAAAGAGGUCAACCCUAGCCGGGCUACCUUGAACUCUGUAAAUACAUAUUUAAUGUCGUGA